GAGAGUGUUAGAAAGCAGUGUAAUUCACGCUUUCGUGUUCUGAUUUUCUGUAGCCAUCCACUUACAGCCACAGUCAGGCGCAGGAUAGUGGGCUCAUUGGCCUUUUGGUAAGGCCCAGGACAGCUGCUCUCAGGGUCUUUAUUUUGAACUCACCCCUAAAUGAGCUGUCCCCUCUUUCCUGGUAGCUUAUUAUUAGAACUGGGUCACAUGAGGCAUUUGGGACUGCGUCUCAGUUGCGUUGACCGACAUUUCUUUCAGAGGGAAAGCUCUAUGCUGGCAGGCGCGGCAGUAUAGCUUACGUGGGGAGGGGAGUAGCGUUUUCUUUGCAUAAGAUUCGCUUAACGCAGAAUUUUCAUUUUUGUGGCUGUUCCCCGUUCUAUCAGGGAUGUAGCGCUGAGCUAAUCCGGGGAGGCGUCAAGGCGUGUGCCAUAUUUAGAGACAGCCACCUGCUUGGGAACAUCAAGCAGCAGCAAAGAGCACGCUUCAGCAAAAAACCUCCCCUGUGGAUUCUGCAGCAGCAGCUUCCCGCCGGCUCUCCCUUGCCUAAAUCUGCCUGUGGCCACCAAAGGGGUCAGCGCCUGAAGACAGUCGGUCAGGCCCUGUCAGCCCUGGAAUGCUCUGAGCCUGGCACUCCCUCUGCCCAGGAACUGCCAGAUAUUUUGGACAGCUGCAAGGUGGAAUUCAAUCACGUGGGUGAAGGGUGGCCUAAUCUCUACAUAGGCGAUAUAACUUGUCUCAAAGCGUGAUGGGCACUGGACUCUACAAGCAGGAAUACUUUACAAGGCAACAAAGUACCUUGAGUUGCUUUUUGUAGUGAGCUUUCGUACACGGUUCUCCACAGCUCCGUAGCCCAUAACAAGGAAGAUCUGAAGAGGCUUGGUGUCACCCAUGCACUGAAUGCAGCACAUUUUGCAUGGGGAAGCAAAGGAGACCAAACUUUCCAUGGCCAAGAAAUGCAUUAUUAUGGAAUACCUGCAGAGGACUUGCUCGACUUUCACCUCGGCACACAUUUCUGUACCGCCUCUGAGUGCAUUCACAAGGCCAAAUGGUGGGCUGCUAGGAGCAAAACUACUCUUCGAAGCCUCAACAUUACUCACAUCCUUAAUGCAGCAGAUGGGCCAUAUAGCAUCAACACAGGAGCCAAAUAUUAUGAAGAUCUGCAAAUAGAGUACUAUGGAGUAGAAGCAUUUGAUGAUCCUUCCUUUGAUUUAAGUAUCUUCUUCUACAAUGCUGCCAAUUUCAUAGGCAAAGCCUUAAACACUUCAGGAGGUAAGGUCUUUGUUCAUUGUGCCAUGGGGGUGAGCCGCUCUGCAUCUUUAGUGCUUGCCUUUUUAAUGAUCCAUGAAAACAUGACACUCGUGGAUGCUCUGAAAACAGUGAGUGCUCACAGAGACAUCUGCCCAAAUUCAGGGUUCCUCAGCCAGCUCCGGGACUUGGACAUUAAACUAAACGAAGAGAGGAGAGGAACCGGAGCAUCUGCUACCAAAGAGCUCUGAGAGAGUAUUACUGAAGGAGAGAGGACAAAAUGUUAUUUGAGUUUCCUGUAUCUCUUUUAAAUUAAUUGUAUUUGUAAACUAAGGAUACAAGUUUAUGAUCCACCAGAAUGCAUGUUAUUGCUAAAAGUAGAUUUUACUUGAUCUUUCCAUUUUGCAAAGCCUUCCUAGAUUAUACUUACGAUUGGUUGUGUACUGCAUCCUCCACUCUCCACCUUAAAACAUUGCUCUUUGCUGGUAAAAAAAAAAAAAAAAAAAAAAAAGAUAUCAGGUUCCAUUUCAGAAAUAGCUGUGUUUCAGCAACUAGUGAAGCUCAUAUCACUUUAUGAAGUGUUAGGCUAUUUGAGGUGAAAGAUGCCAUAUUAUUUAUGCUACAAUAACGCUUAGAAGUUUUCUUAUGAACCAGCCCCCCCACCCCUUUGCUCCCCGUGUCUAAAAUGGUUUGUAUUUUGAGACUCGAAUCUGGCACUGGUUAGUUCUUGCUUUUACAAUUGGUGGAGCCCCUGAGUUGGGGGUAAAAGGCUGUUCAAAGGCAGAGCAGCGCGGACACAACAUAAGCCUCUCUUCAAGAAAUUAUUGCAGGUCUCUCUAUAGUGUUUUCCCUUUGACUGUUCAUCAGAUUAUUAACUUUUUUUCUUCCAUAAAAAUACCUUUGUUUGAGAGGGCAUUCAAAUAUUGUUCAUCUUCCCUAGUAAAAUUCACCCAGGAGAUGCUGUGGAAAAUGCUUCUGAAGAGGAAGGUGGGUUCCCAGCUGAGACUCCAAACAGCUGCAUGGGCAGUGGGAGCGGGUGCAGGAAAGCAUCUGACAACAAAGUUCAAUGUAUCCCAAAUUUGUCUGACAGUUCAACAUUAUAAAACUUGGGAUUUUCUUUCUCAAAAAUAAAGGUCAUUAACAUUGCAACAUCA
Harpia harpyja (harpy eagle) is the source of this 2399-nucleotide messenger RNA. Its product is annotated as dual specificity protein phosphatase 13-like. Gene Ontology annotation, cellular component: cytoplasm. Lineage: Eukaryota; Metazoa; Chordata; Aves; Accipitriformes; Accipitridae. Gene Ontology annotation, molecular function: MAP kinase phosphatase activity; protein tyrosine/serine/threonine phosphatase activity. Gene Ontology annotation, biological process: protein dephosphorylation; negative regulation of MAPK cascade. The transcript is spliced from 4 exons. Bases 954 to 1496 code for a protein of 180 amino acids. The record is from RefSeq and is a predicted model, not a curated record.